CCCGCUAUCACGUGGUGUCCUGCCCUCCCCGUACUUGUGACACGCGAAGCGCUCAGUAUGUCUCUUCCGUGCCGCCGUACCUAUCAAUUCUUUUUCCCUCAGUAAAGAUGGCGGCGCCUAUGGACACGACUGGCAGCGGGAAUAGUGAAGAUAAUAUUCUGUAUGAUUUGCUAAUAAACACAGAGUGGCCCCCGGAGCCCGAUGUGCAGCCUCGAGGUGGCCGUGAACAUGGAGCAUCAUUUGUCCUCACAAAGGCUAUUACAGCUCCAGCAUAUUACUUCCAGCAGCUUCUCUGGUACAGCCCAGCUAAAUUCUGUCUUCAACCCGGCCUCGUCCGCCUUGUCAACAAGCAAAUCAACUGGCAACUGGUGCGGACCAGUAACGGAAAGCUUUUGGCAGCGAUUCAGGACCAAUGCAUCGAAAUUAGGUCUGCGAAAGAUGACUUUGGCUCAGUUAUAGGAAAAUGUCAAGUUCCUAAAGACCCCAAUCCUCAGUGGAGACGCGUGGCGUGGAGUCAUGACUGCACCUUGGUGGCUUAUGCCGAGAGCACUGGGACCGUUCGGCUCUUUGAUCUUAUUGGCAGUGAACUCUUCGUCAUCCCUCCGCAAGCCAGCUUCCCCGGGGACAUGAGUUAUGCUGUUGCUGGUCUGAUCUUCCUGGAGUAUAAAGCGAGCACGCAAUGGUCAGCCGAACUUCUAGUCAUCAAUUACCGGGGGCAGCUGAAAAGUUAUCUAGUGAGCGUUGGAGCCAACCACAGCUAUCAAGAGAGCCACAGCUUCAACUUUGGAUCCUAUUAUUCUCAUGGGGUUUCCUCAGUCAUGUAUCUCCCUAAACACAGGCUCCUGCUAGUUGGAGGCAGCGAGACAAAUGAAGAUGGAGUGUUGGAGGCGACGCAGCGUGGGCUCACCUCCUGGAGAGUACUCUCCGGUGCCCCUCAUUACAAACAGGUCACUAAUUACCAGGACGACGUGGGCACGGCGCUGAAGGGAAAAGGAUUGUGGAGGAUUAUUAAGCUGCGAUUAUCUAACAGACACGGAACUGAACAGGAUGGUAUUUUUAAGAUGAGUCUUUCUCCUGAUGGAAAUCUUCUGGCAGCCAUUCAUUUCUCUGGCAAACUGUCGAUAUGGGAGAUCCCAUCAUUACGACUACAGGGAGAGUGGUCUCAGAGUGACCAGCCGGAAUAUGAUGAGAUCAAUCCUGAUUGGCGAAGCUCAGUGGAGAAAAGGAAGAAGAUGAAAGAUAAAGAAUCCUAUUAUCCGCUGAUUGAUGUAAAUUGGUGGGCGGACAAUGCUGUGAUUUUGGCUCGCUGCUCCGGUUCUUUGACAGUGUCCUCUGUGAAAACAUUAAAGAACUUGCUUGGGAAAUCAUGUGAAUGGUUUGAACUCUCUCCACAAGUUACUGCCGCUCACGAUGGAGGCUUUCUCAGCUUGGAGUGUGAAGUAAAACUUGCUCCAAAAAGAUCACGCUUAGAGAUCCGAUCUGGUGAAGAAGAAUAUGGAGACCAAGACUCUGAUUUUGAUGACGAGAUGUCUGCCAAAGACAGAUAUUUGUCUUACAUCAAGCAAGGCCUGUACUUUGCCACAGAGAUGGAACGCUUUGCCCCUCCUCGUAAACGUCCUCGAACCAUUACAAAAACGUACAGGCUUGUCAGCUUGAGGUCCACAACACCAGAAGAACUUUACCAGAGGAAGAUUGAUAAUGAAGAGUACGGAGAAGCUUUAUCCUUGGCACAUGCAUAUGGACUGGAUACAGACUUGGUUUACCAGAGACAGUGGAGAAAAUCAGCUGUCAACGUCGCUACGAUUCAGGACUAUUUGAGUAAAAUUAAGAAGAGAUCUUGGGUCCUGCACGAAUGUCUGGAAAGAGUCCCUGAGAAUGUGGAUGCCGCCAAGGAAUUGCUGAUGUUUGGCCUUAAGGGAACAGAUCUGGAGGCACUUGUUGCCAUAGGCAAUGGAGAAGACGGAGGAAGGUUUAUAUUACCGGGAGAGGUAGACAUUGAUGAUGUUCCAUAUGAAGACUUCCUUACUCCAGAAGAGGAGGCAGAAAGCCGAAAAGAGAGAGAAACCCAGAGACAUAAAAAACUCCUGCAGCAGGUGGACUUUGAAGAAUUAACACUUGAGCAGAAGGAGAUCUGCCGCUGUAGGCUCAAGUUACUGACGUACCUAGAUCGCUUGUCAACAUAUGAGGAGAUCCUCGGGGGGCCUCAGGCAGCGGAGAAGAGCUACGAUGCCGACUUCUUCAAGAAGUUUAGGAACCAAAAUAUUGUGCUGUCAGCGAGAACAUAUGCUCGGGAAAGUAAUGUACAGGCUCUGGAUCUUCUCUUCACUUUCCAUGGGUCCGAUCUGCUCCCCCAUCGUCUGGCUAUUCUCUCUAAUUUCCCUGAGACCACUCCUCCUCAUAAAUAUGCCAUAUUGCUACCUGAGGCGAGCUUUGAAGCCGGCGUGCUGAAGAUUGUCGCCUGGAACGAGCAGGAGCACCGCGACAAAGACUGGUGCGAGGAGCCUCGGUGCAAGUUACAGGUAGAGCCCAGCUCAUCAGAUUUGGCUGAGUUUCUCUACGAGGAACAGCCUGAGCUACUGAGGUACAGAACAAACUGUCUGUCCAUCGACAUAGUGAAGAACUGGUAUUGGAACAGAGCUGAAGAGAUUGAAGAAUAUGCCAGACAGGUGGACGGUGCACUUUCAUUGGUACGCCUGGGAAAGGAGAAGAAUAUUCCUGGAUUGGAGCGGCUCUGUGAUGAUCUGGUCACGUUGGAGACCCUUGUGUACGAGGCCAACAGUGAUGUGUCUUUGACUCUGAAAGACCUGCACCAAAUGAAGGACAUCGACAAACUGCGGCUUCUUAUGGAAAAUUCCUCAGAAGAACACUACGUGAAGAACACCUAUCAAUGGAUGGUUCCUUUCCUCCAUCGUUGUGAGGCUCAGACUCCAGGAGCAGCAAACACACUGCUGAAAGGCUAUAUAGUAACCCAGGCCAAGGACGACCUUAAAUUCCCUCUAAAGAUUUUUCAGCAUUCCAAGCCCGAUUGCCAACAAAAGCUUAUCCCCGGUCAGGACCAGCUGAUGAUAAUCGCUCUAGAAUCCAUCUACAUUUGUAAUCGGGAUGACCAGCUUUCCCUUUGCUAUGACAUCCUUGAAUGCUUACCACAGAGGGGCUAUGGCGUGGAGACAGACAUAACUAAAUCUCUGCAUGACAAGGUGGAUCAGCUUGAACAAAUCCUCAGUGUGUCAGAGAUCCUGGAGAAGCAUGGAUUACAGAAACCCAUUUCAUUUGUGAAGGAAACACAGUCAAGUUUAGAAGAAGCUCGCAAGCUGAUUGUACGCCUUACCCGGCACACUGGUCGCAAGCAACCUCCAGUCAGUGAGAGUCACUGGAAGGGGCUGCUGCAAGAUAUUCUGGACAUGCAGCAGAAUGUGUACACAUGUCUGACUACAGAUGUCUGCCACGAGAUAUUUGCUGAGAGUUUGCUAUGUUCGGGUCGCCAUGAGAAUAUCCAACUGGCCGGGCACAUGAUGCAUUGUAACUCAACCUCUGUAGACCUUCCCGUAAGCAUCAGCUCGAAAGGCAAGCCACAGUACAGGGUCAACUAUGAGAAGAGCGUGGAGCUGGUGCUGGCUGCCAGCAGAGAAUACUUUAAUUCAUCCGCCACCCUCACAGACAACUGUAUGGAUCUGGCAAGGAGCUGCUUACAACUGAUCACAGACUGCCCUGACUCAAUCCAGGAGGAGCUGGACCUCAUACGAUCUCUAGGAUACCUGGAGGAGUUUGGGGUCAAAAUUUUGCCAUUACAAGUGCGCCUGUGCUUGAAACGCCUCAGCCUUAUCAAGGACUGUAUUUCUCAGUCCCCAACAAGUUACAAGCAGUCGGCAAAGCUGCUGGCCCUGGCUCAUCUGCUGCGAGUAGCAGGAAAUGAAGAGACAGAGAUGAAAGGACAGGUUCUUAUUCUUCUAGCUGAACAGGCACUUUAUUGCCAGGAUUACAAGGCUGCCAAUGGACACUGCCAAGAACUCAUGGCUGCUGGGUAUAAUAAAAGCUGGGAAGUUUGCAGCAAGUUGGGACAGUGUGAAAACUACGAGGAUCUUGGCACCCGUAAAGAACUGAUGGCCUUUGCUUUAACACAUUGCCCCCCUUGCGCCAUACAGACACAGCUAGCUGCCAGCAGCUCAUUACAAACACAGAUUCUCUUCCAAGCAGUAAAUUACCAGAUACACCCAGGCAGCGGCGGUGGCGUUGAAGGGCUGGAGAAUUCCCAGCAAUCUGGACCUCCUGGGACAGUCAGUAGAGAAACCAGUCAGGCCGAUUCCAAGCACCAGUCUGUGGAUUUGCUGCAUCGAACGACUGCUACAACCAUGAAAGUUCUGACUAAUACAACCCUGACUACUAAGGCUGUGCUGCAUGCUGUUAGUGAUGGGCAGUUCUGGAAAAAGUCACUAACUUACCUACGUCCUCUAAAUGGUCUGGAGCAGAGCAGCACGUCCAAAAGCGCCAAAGGCUCGACCACGCGAGGUGUUAGCCAAGGCUGCCAUCCCUUCUACGAAUCUCUAAUUGUCAAUCCUUUCCUUGCUGAAGGUGAAGAUACGUACACCGCAUACCAGCAAAAUUCCCAGGAAAGCUUUGCUGAAGUUCUUCUCAGGACAGGAAAAUUGGCUGAAACCAAAAGUGAAGGGGAUUCCCUCUUCCCUGCCACAGAAGUUCUGCUGCAGCUGGCGAGCGACACUUUGCCAAACGACAUCACCCUGUCUGUUGCCUAUCUACUUGCUCUACCCCAGGUGCUAGAUGCCAACAAAUGCUUUGAAAAGCAAUCGCAUUCAGCUCUGUCACUCCAGCUGGCGGCUUAUUACUACAGCCUGCAGAUCUAUGCCCAUUUGGCACCGUGCUUCAAGGACAAGUGCCAUCCUCUCUACAGGGCCGACCCAAAUAUGCUCAUCAAAUUGGUUUCGAAGUACGUCUCUGAUUAUGCCAAUACCAACUGGCCCAUUGAGCUGGUUCCUCUGAUUGAACAACUGCACUAUUACAAUGAGCGGCUGGUAGACUUCACUCAGGCUCAGAUUCUCCAAGGUCUUGGCAAAGGAGUAGAUGUGCAGAGAUUUGCCACAGACAGUCAGUACAAAACGGAGACCAUUCUUGGACUUGCGGAGACUCUUGAAGAAAAUGUCUACAAGAUUUCUCUCUCCUUGGCUCAGCGGUACAAAGUGCCUCUAUGGGAGGUUUACAUGACCCACCUGGAGUACUUGUUCUGUGACAGUGGGUUGUCUACAACAGAAAUAGAGGAGAGGGCUAAAUCCCUCGGCCUGUUUGACACUUUAAGAGCGAACCCUGAAGCUUUCCAUGAGCACAUGGCCAAAUAUGUCUACCCCACUAUAGAGGGCAGAGACCUCCAAAGACUGUUGUAUUACUUCACCCUCCUGGAGAACUGUGGCUGCUCACAACAUGUCAAACACCCCAUCAAGCCUGAAUCUCACGUGAAGCUACUGAAAAAGCUGAAGGCUGUGGCAUCAGGUCUGGAUUAUAAGAGAAUGACAGAUGUUAGUCUGAACCCCCUCGAGUCACUGGCACCCGUGCUCACCAGUCAUAAUGUACUUGCUAUUUCCAAGCUGGCUGCACGAAUCCCAGAUUUAGAUGGGAACAUGCUUUCCUCAAGCUCUGUGCAUGCAGCUUGGCUAAAGAAACUCUUCUGGAGCGGGGACCCACAGCUUCUCAAGGAAGCCCCGCAGUCUGCAGCUGAAUGGUCUCAGGCCUAUGCUAUCUGCAGGAAAUACUUUGACAGACUGACGCCCGGAGAUUUAAUGACUUUUAUUGAUGAAAUCACUUUCACCUCACAUGCUGUUGGCAAGUUGACAGUUGACGCCAGGAGGGAGAUGACAAAGAAGACCAUUACAGCAGUGAAACAGUUUCUCGAGAAACAUAGGAAGAAAACAUAUGGAGAAGUCUCUGAGACAUCACAUUCCUCGGUCACAUAUGAGGUGGUGUUGAGCCACCUAGAGCAGUCACUUGCUCACCUAGAAACUCUUGGUCAUGACUUUAUUGACCACUUGAGAAGUUUGGACCAGGACCGUGUGCAAAAGUAUUCACAUAUGUAUGAUCUAUCAAGAUCGGAGAAGGAGAAGCUGAAGAGCCUAGCAGUCACAAUGUGUCUAGAUGGGCAGUCUCUAAACACUAUACAGAAGCUAUUAGAAGUGGCAGUCAGUGAUACAGACAUUAGUCCAAAGGACGUUGUGCAGAACUCUACUGAGAAAAUCAUUACCAAACUAAGUGGGAAUGAUUUGGAUACGGGUACCAUUGAAGAUCCUUUAAAAAUUUUGGAGGCUAUUGUGAGAGAGGUGAAUCGGAGCACAGAGAGAGGGGAGAACCUUGUCUCCUCUGAUGACCUCUUGGAGUGGUUGCGGCCAUUUUGUGGUGACGAUUCACUGCCGGUGAAACCCAGGAUCGACGUUCUACAGAUUAUGGAACAGGCGUUUAAUCUGAGUGAUGAGGACAGCAAGUUAUUGGUGUUUUUCAGAACACAAGCCGUUUUGAAGGCUUCAUGGCCAGACAAGAAGGUGGAAGUGGCUGACAUUGAGAAUGAAGAAAAAAGAUAUUGUCUCUUUGUGGAGCUGCUGGGCAUCAGUCACAAGCACACAGAGUUCCAGCACUUAGUUUUACUUCUACAAGCCUGGCCUCCGAUGAAUGGAAUAAGAAUUGAGGAUAAUCCAUGGGUGAAGCUGGUGAAAGCCAUGCUCUCUGGCUGCGAGGCAGCGAACCGGGAGGGGACAUCCUCUGAAGUCCUGAAACUGUGCCGGUCCUUCUACAAGACUAGGCAUGCUUUUUCUGCAGAGUGCAUAGAUGCGAUCUGCUCGCUGAUGUUGGAGCACGACAUGCUGCUGACAUCACUGAAGUUAUUUAUUGAGAGCGGCGAUACCAAUCUCCAUUCAAAGGCGCUGGAGCUUUUAACUGCAGUUACCAAGGUCUCUGAUUCAAACUGUGACGCUGAAAUAAUUUCUCUUCUCCUGGAUUCCAAAUUGUUGGUAAAGUGUAUUGGCACCCUCUACUACCCCCAUCUGAUUAACCAUUUACUUGCUGCACCUGAGGAUGCCAGGUGGAAUGUUGAGGAGAUAUCAAAGGAGCUUCAAGAUUCUGGAUACAAAGCAGAAGCAGGAUCUCUACUGAUGUCUUACAGGGGUACACAUCCCGCUCUUCGAACCUUUACAUCUGCUCUCUCUAGUCUUAAACGUUGGUUGUAGAGGAUUAAAUACCAUGAGCACCAUUCUAAAUAACCUCAGGAUAGGGACUGUCAAUCUCUAUUUUAACAUGAUUGUUAUUGAAGAAGAGGUUUAUGACCCAUUAUGUGUUUUGAGUAAAAAUAUUGUGUCUGUUGAUACCUAUAUAAAUUUGGGAACGCAUCACAAUACAAAUGCAGUCUUAUCUGUGGGCAGCAAGUAAGGGAAUAGGAAGAACUGAGCAGAUUAUGUAUAUAUUUGUGAGAGAGAAUAAGCAUUCUGGUCUUAGAAGUCCAAUGGGUGGCCCUACUCUGUGAUUGACAGCUUUUUCUUUAUUCGUGUACAUAAAGUACCGCCCACUUCUCUCCGAAGCCCAGAAUAAGCAAAGGUUUUAAUGAAUAAAUUGCUAGAAUUUUUAUUUGCAAAAACAUAUACAAAUCCCCUCAGCUCAUUUUGCUCUUAAACGUGGUGCCUACAUAUUAGACAUUUUCACUAAAACAGGCUUCCUUUAAGGUUGUUUAGUUUGGAUGGUGAGAUUCUGUCUCCCUUAUAUCUCUGUGAAGGACAUAUGGAACCUUUUAGACUCCUUUUGCGCAUUAGCCCCACCUGUCAAUAUAUUCAUCCCAAAACACUUUUCUUAGGCACCUACCAAUUGAUAUCUAUAAAAGAAAACAAAGAGUUACUUAAAGAUGUUAACAGAUUAAUAUAAGUUAUCCCCUAUCCUCGCUGUCUAACCACAACCAAUACCCCCCCCUCAACCCAAACGCAAUAUCGACAACAGGUAACCAAGUCUACCAUGAGAAUGUAUUAGCAGUCAUAUAUGCACACCCAUGUCCAUGCUAUCUUCAGUGGCUGCCAUAAAGAAAGAGUGAACGACUGCCACUGAAUUCUUAGGGUACAUUUGGUUUAACAUUCUUGAUAUCAUGAGGGGCCGACUGCUAAGAUACACGACUGCCACUCUGUUCCCCGUUCUCGUAAUCGCAGAAGGUCCUCAUGGGAAUCCCCUUUAAUAGUUCACAACAUAAUAUGUUUUAUAAUGUGGAACCUGCAUAAAACCUGUAAUACCUGUAAUAAAAAAAACUGUUUAUAUCCUGUCAGGACUGAGGGAAAGUUUGAAAGUCCUGCUUCCCCUGCCCACAAAUUGAGGGAGAUUUAUCAAAACCUGUCCAGAGCAAAAGUUGCUGAGUUGCCCAUAUAACCAAUCAGAUCACAACCAAUCAGAUAGCUUCUUCCAUUUUGCAGAGGCCUUGUUAAAAAUGAAAGAAUUGAUCUGAUUGGUUGCUAUGGGCAACUGGACAACUUUUCCUUUGCACAGGUUUUGAUAAAUCUCCCCCAUUGUGACUGACAACUAUUCUUAUAUGAGUUUAUAUACCAUAAGAGCUGUCAGUCACCAUGUUUAAGUGGGGGAAACAGGACCCUCAGGCCUUCUUUUGCA
Hyla sarda is the source of this 8631-nucleotide messenger RNA. It is a transcript of the gene NBAS, whose product is annotated as NBAS subunit of NRZ tethering complex. NCBI's taxonomy places the organism in Eukaryota, Metazoa, Chordata, Amphibia, Anura, Hylidae. Gene Ontology annotation, biological process: retrograde vesicle-mediated transport, Golgi to endoplasmic reticulum. The record is from RefSeq and is a predicted model, not a curated record. Bases 108 to 7220 code for a protein of 2370 amino acids. The transcript has 52 exons. Gene Ontology annotation, molecular function: SNARE binding. Gene Ontology annotation, cellular component: Dsl1/NZR complex; endoplasmic reticulum membrane.